AUCCCUGCCUGAUGGACACGCCGAAAGCGGAAGUCGCUCCGGGAAAAGGGUGUAUAGCGCAGCGCAGUGAGGGAGAAAGCGGGAGGCGGGGAAGGUUUUACUCUAGGCUUGGGUAUCUCUACAUCCACAACUGCGAUCCAUAUCCUCGUUGUUGGGUGGGGUAUUAAUAAUAUUUCGCAUUCGGUUUUUGGUGCGCUGGGUGUAGGGAAAUCAUUCGUAGGGGAUAAAAAGGGGGUGAGAGUAGUCCGACCGCCGCUCAACAGCAUCCUCUGCUCCGGAUAGACCGUCACGGACUGUCUUGCGCCGUCAGGAUGAAUAGUGAGGACGGGAACCCCGCUGCAGUGCCUGUUGCAGUGCAGGACACCCAAGGGGACCAGCGCUGGAUGUCUCAGCAUCACCGCUUCGUGCAGGAGUGCAAGGAUGCGGAGCCUGACGUGCUGUUUGUGGGGGACUCCAUGGUGCAGCUCAUGCAGCAGUAUGAGGUGUGGAGGGAGCUGUUCUCCCCUCUCCAUGCUCUCAACUUCGGAGUGGCAGGAGAUACCACGUGCAAUGUGUUGUGGAGGCUGCAGAAUGGAGAACUACAGAACAUUCGCCCCAAGGUGGUGGUUGUGUGGGUAGGAACCAACAAUUAUGAACACACUGCGGAGCAAGUAGCUGGAGGAAUCUUAUCUAUCGUACACCUGCUCAUCGCUCAGUUCCCGCAAGCUAAAAUAGUUGUUUUGGGCCUUCUGCCACGGGGAGAGCGACCCAACCCGCUGCGAGAGAAGAACGCUUCUGUGAACGGCAUCCUGCGAUCGAGCCUGGCCCGCCUGAGUGCCGCCCAGUUCCUGGAUGUGGGUGCCGGCUUCGUGCAUUCAGACGGCACCAUCUCCACCAGGGACAUGUUUGACUUCCUUCACCUGACCGCCAGCGGUUACUGGGCGGUGGCAAAGCCCUUGAGCGACCUGCUACUACAGCUGCUGGAGGAGACGCCUGAGGAGAGGCGGGCUUCGCUCGUCUGAGACG
Messenger RNA from Brienomyrus brachyistius, 1005 nucleotides. It is a transcript of the gene pafah1b2, whose product is annotated as platelet-activating factor acetylhydrolase 1b, catalytic subunit 2. The coding region runs from base 312 to 1001 and encodes 229 amino acids. The record is from RefSeq and is a predicted model, not a curated record. The transcript has 6 exons. NCBI's taxonomy places the organism in Eukaryota, Metazoa, Chordata, Actinopteri, Osteoglossiformes, Mormyridae.